This is a messenger RNA of Glossina fuscipes, 2082 nucleotides long. Its product is annotated as glycerophosphocholine phosphodiesterase GPCPD1-like. The transcript has a single exon. Gene Ontology annotation, biological process: glycerophospholipid catabolic process. Gene Ontology annotation, molecular function: starch binding; glycerophosphocholine phosphodiesterase activity. Bases 1 to 2082 code for a protein of 693 amino acids. NCBI's taxonomy places the organism in Eukaryota, Metazoa, Arthropoda, Insecta, Diptera, Glossinidae. The record is from RefSeq and is a predicted model, not a curated record.
AUGCAGCGUUGGUUUUUUGCUGAUGAAGAGUCGAAAUGUGAGAGAAGAGCGAAAACGCCAUCUCCGGAACGCGUUUCAAUAAAGUCGUCUCACGUUUCUUUGGAGAGCAUCCCUUGGAAAUUUUGCGUUGACUAUAAAAAGCCAUUAUGUUUGAACGAAACUUUAGCUAUUAUAGGAAAUGUAGAGAUGCUCGGCAAAUGGAAACCCGAAAACUGUGUCGUAAUGAAGGAAAUAGAUAAUGGUCGCUGGUGCAUUUCAGUUAUCUUGCCUCGCAAUGAAGAGAUUCUUUAUAGAUAUUUGGUUAUUGGCAUCGAUGGUAAGCGUCGCAAAAUUAUACGCUUUUGGGAGACACAUCAUCCAGCGCGAUGUAUAAAGGGUUCCGUAAGUUCGGAAGAGGAGGAUGGACGAUGUUAUGACGUGUUCGGCUAUAUUAAUGGCGACUAUCAGGUGAAUCGAGGUUGGGUUAUGUUUCACACCGUAAUAGUGCAAUUGAAAUUUUUCAAAGCUCCGUUCGUUGUAUGCGAACAUAGCCAAACUACGUUGCUCUAUGUUAAAGUGCAACCAGUUAGGGUUGCGCCAAAGAAUGCAAAUAAAACCAAGGUUCAAGAAAAUGAGUCUAAGGUACUGGAAUCGGACACUUUAAAUACUCUUAGCGGAGGAGGAGAGACGAAUGAAUUGAAAACGACCUUUGCCUUCACUGAAGUCGUCUCAUUAAACAGCAGUUCGAGUCAUUUUACUUAUCAACCAAAGUUUGGUACCCCUUGCGGACCAAACGAUAUGCUAAUAUUUCAUAUGACAUUGGGCAACUUUGCAAAUACAGCUUAUGUGGUCGAUUUCUAUAGCUAUCCACGAAAAGCUGCCUCAGACAUUCCGCCAUAUCAUUUUGGCUAUGUCCACAUAUUUCCGCACCAGUUAAAUAAUUCAGAUGGUACUCUCACUAUGGAUAUUAUGUGCGCCUCGAAAAAUCAAUCGGUGGGUACGGUUAUGAUUCGCUAUUUGAUUAUACGGCCAUUGCCCCAUGAUCUGAAUAUGGAAGACACGUUUACUCGAUAUUGGAAUCCAAACUGGAAUAAUAUGCAAAUUGGUCAUCGUGGUUGCGGUAAAAGUCACUGGCGUGACCGGGACAUACUACGUGAGAAUACUGUCAAAUCAAUUAAAAUGGCAGUCGAGAAUGGCGCUGAUAUGGUGGAGAUCGAUGUUCAAUUAACUAAAGACAAUGUCCCCAUAUUGCAUCACAACUUAUGUCUACAAUUUUCCCCUUCCGAUAAUAUUGAUAUCCAGAAAUAUGACGCAUUGCGUUUUGCGUUGACGGAAAAUGAAAUUUUGCAAAUAGGAAAAUACGAGAAGGAGGACGGUUCGCAUAACAUAAGGAUACCAAUAAAACAAUUUACUCUAGCGCAAUUGAAAGCGGUUAAGGUAUACGAACCCCGUCGUGCUAUUUCAGAACCUAAUUGCUCUUUUGACACCAAAAGCAAUCGACCUUUUGUUACGUUGGAAACGGUUCUUAAGAAAACGCCUCGUGAUAUCAUUUUAAAUAUUGAUGUCAAAUGGCCAAUACGCCUUGAAAAUGGCAAUUGGGUCGAUGGUGUCAUUAGAGAGGAAAAUAUGAACGAUUAUGUGGAUGCAAUUAUCGAAAUUGUUUUGAAACAUGCCGGGACCCGAAAAAUUAUUUUUUCCGCUUUUUGUCCGGAUGUUGCCGCAGUGUUACAUCUCAAGCAGAAUAAAUAUCCGGUAUUUCUUCUUUGCCAUGGAGCUUUCGCCGGGGUGCAAUUCGUAGAUUCCAGGGGUCAUGAUUUGCACGCUGCUGUCAGUUUUGCCCAUGUCAUGGAACUUCAGGGUAUAAACGUACACGCUAGCCAUCUUUUAGAAUAUAAAGGCGAUCGCACUUUCAUUCAAAAAUCCGGUUUGCGAUUAAUUACCUGGGGCUCUCAAAAUCGUGACGCAGACUUUCGUGAAAAACUCAAUUCAUGGAAACUUGACGGCAUCGUCUAUGAUCGUAUUGACCGCUAUUUGGCAUCAAAAGAUCUAAAAGGUAAUAUGGCUUACAUAGAACUAAAGGAGGAGAAGAACAAGAAUGUUUAA